This is a messenger RNA of Paramecium primaurelia, 888 nucleotides long. Lineage: Eukaryota; Ciliophora; Oligohymenophorea; Peniculida; Parameciidae. The record is from the annotation of a GenBank genome assembly.
AUGAGAAGUAACAGCUAGUAAUAAUAGUCCACAUAAUAAUUAAAAGAAGUAAUUUGAAAUUAUAAAAUCAAGACAAUACAUAAAUUACAAUAAAGAGAUGCAUCUUAUAGGUUGGAAAUAUCUAAGUUAAGAAAAUAAUUAAAUGAAAGAGAUCAAGAAUAUAAAUAAGCUCUAGAAGAAUUAUAGGAAUUAAAAAGAAUUUAACAAAGGGUAUUUGUAAACUCUUAUUUAUAGGAUAAUCAAUAUAUUAUGAAAAUAGACAAUUAUGUCAUGAACUUAAAAUAAAAAUUACAUAAAGCAAACAUUAAAAUAGGUUCACUUGAAUCAAAAUUAUCAUCCUCUAGAGCUAAAUAAACUAUUUCAUAUGAAGAAAUGACUAAUCAUAAUGAUACAUUUUAAACAGAAAUCUCAUAAAUAUCAACAUAUCAACCCAUAAUCAAAUAAUAAUCAAAUCGUCCCAAUUAAACUUAUGCUUCUAAUAAACCAAAAUUAAUUUGUAAACCUGUUAAAUUUUAACUGCCAUACCCAAAUACAGGGUUUACAGAAAAUUAGGAUAUUAAUGAUAAUUCUUCAUUUAUCAAACCAAGUCCAUUAUAAGAAUAAAUUUUAAAUAGAAUCCUAGAUGAUGAAGAAUUCUCUGCCAAUUUAUCCUAAAAAUUAGUUUAAUUCUAAAAUGAAUCAUAUUCAUAAAAAAAUAAAACUUAACCAAUCACAUUUACUUGUAAUUCCAGACAAAGUAACUUUAGUUUUGCCAAUAGUGAAAAGAAACCAACAAAUAAUGAUAAGUCUGGAAAAGGAUCUAAUAGAUAAUGUAAUUAUAUUUUAUUAUAUAAAGAUCAUUCUGUUUCUACAGAUGAUAAAGAAAAUGCGUACUAAUAUUGUAAUUGA